This is a messenger RNA of Drosophila pseudoobscura, 3041 nucleotides long. RefSeq names its product Proctolin receptor (gene Proc-R). Gene Ontology annotation, cellular component: membrane. NCBI's taxonomy places the organism in Eukaryota, Metazoa, Arthropoda, Insecta, Diptera, Drosophilidae. Gene Ontology annotation, biological process: G protein-coupled receptor signaling pathway. The transcript has 10 exons. The coding region runs from base 942 to 2636 and encodes 564 amino acids. The record is from RefSeq and is a predicted model, not a curated record. Gene Ontology annotation, molecular function: G protein-coupled peptide receptor activity.
AGCAGAGCACAGCGACGGCGCUGCUCGCACCAUUUAUCAUUUUCCUAAAUGAUCGCUGCCUCCUUCGCUAAUACUGAUGCCGGGUGCCCACGCGCUAUGUAGUGUGCUCCCCCUCUCACACACGUACCCCUCUGGGAGGCACUCUCCCUUUCCUAUUCCCUCUGCCGCCUUCACGCACCUGCCUGCCUGCCUGUCGCCAUCGCAAUCGUCGUCGCCGCCUGGCGGCGUGCGAUCUGUGUCUAACGGGGCUUUUCAGUCUCCUCGCGAUGCUCUUCCGUUGAUCUUCACGUGCGCUGGCGACGUCGUUUCCUUUCCUCUCGUUUCGUUUCUACUGCUCUCUCUUUCUGUUCUCUCUACGGAAAUAUUUGCGUUUGUUCCACGGAAAAUAGUGAAAAAUCGUGUGUUGACAAAUUACUCGUACCAUUUGCAAAACAUAUGCACAGAAAUAAAAUAUGGAAAAUUUCAAAUGAAAUUACAGCGAAGGCGUAUAAAUAUUUGAAUAAUUUAAUUAACCCUCAAUGACAGGCGAAUGGCCGGACCAAGAAAUACAAUUACUAAUAUAAACAAUCAGCCGAAAAAUCAACACAAAAUUCACCCAAAAAUCAACUCUACUUAUUACGAGAAACAGCCUUCUUCUAAUUGCACUUCCGUAAAAAAGUUUCGAAAUUGGAAUUCCAUGAUGCGUAAUCCAUCGACGAAUCAAAUCCACGUUUUGCAGAAUACUAACCGGAAACAAGGCUAAUUGAAGUAGUGCAGACUCCUGAGGGCUUUUGGGGACGCACGGAUCUGUCAAAAGUGCAAUCGGAAUCGGAAUCGGAAUCCUAUUCGCAAUAAACAAGCUCUCAAGUGCUGUGCUGUGCUGUGCUCUUGUCCGUGGGUUAUAGGCCCAAAGAGCAAUUGGAGGCUGCCUUUUGGCUGCCUGCAGCCUGGAGCCUGCAGCAAUGACAAUGUCAUCGGCACUGAAGCUGGCGCUCGCCGAGGCCGUGGCAGAGGCCGCGGGGACCGAGGCAGAGGAGGCAGCAAAAUCGCCCGAGGCGGGCGUUGAAAUGUUCUCGGAUGCGGAUAUGGCGGAAGUGCGGCAUGUUGUUCAACGCAUUUUGGUGCCGUGCGUUUUUGUUAUUGGACUAUUGGGAAAUUCCGUGAGCAUUUAUGUUUUGACGCGGAAGCGCAUGAGGUGCACCACAAACAUUUAUCUAACGGCCCUGGCAAUUACGGACAUUGCCUACCUGACCUUUCAAUUAAUCCUAACACUCCAGCACUACGAGUACAUCAAGUACCACUGCGAGAUCUACUGGCGCCUCUACGGAUACUUUGUCUGGCUAUGCGAUGUCUCUGCAUACAUAUCCAUUUACAUAGCCGUGUGCUUUACCAUAGAGCGAUUUAUCGCGAUACGGUAUCCGCUGAAGAGGCAAACGUUCUGCACGGAAACCCUGGCCAAGAGGGUGAUAUCAGCCGUCGCCCUCUUCUGUUUGCUGUCUACGCUCUCCACCGCGUUCGAGCACACAAUGGACAUCCACUGGAAGUUGAUUGAUGACGCCUACAAGCCGUGCAAUCAAACCCCGGCCAAUGUCUCGCCAACGCCCUCGCUGCCCACACCGGCGACCGUGUGGCACCAGCAUCAGCAGGAUGACCCCGAGGUGACCACCAUUGGGAGUGCUGCAACGUUUCCCCUCUUCGACGGCAGUGGCAAUGGUAACGGUAACUUUAACGGUGAUGGGGAGCCAGGCAACAUUCCACGUCAGCAACGCCGCCGGCACUGGCCGUCAUCUGUGACGCCGCCGCCGGCCCAGAGUGAAACUCUAGAUGCCACCAAGCUGUGGCAGCAGGGCUCAGAGGCGACAGACGGGGAGCGCGACUCCAUAGAGCGGGUCACGGAGAGUCUCCUGCAGUUGUCACGUUCCGGACGUAGCGGGGAGUUCAAUCACUCGGAUGCAUUCGCAUUUAAUGUAACGGAAUAUUGUCAAAAUAUGACUGUUUUUACUCACACUUUCUCGGAGCUGGGCAACAACGAUCUGUAUGUGAACGUGUGGAGCUUGUUCACUCUGUUGGUAUUCGUGCUUUUUCCACUGUUCCUGCUUGCCACGUUCAACUGCUUCCUCAUCUUGCUGGUCCACCGAUCGAAGAGCCUACGCGGGGAUCUAACAAAUGCCAGCAGCAUAAGACGCACCAAGCGGAAGUCCAACACUGGUCUGACGGGCAGCGUUUCGCAGGAGAAUCGCGUGACAAUCACUUUGAUCGCCGUCGUUCUGCUGUUCAUCGUGUGCCAGCUGCCGUGGGCCAUCUAUCUGAUACUCGACCAGUACAUGGAGAUUGCGCCGGGUGCCAAGGUGAUUGCCGGCAACGUGUGCAACCUUCUGGCCGCCCUUAAUGCCGCCUCGAACUUCUUCCUGUACUGCGUGCUGUCGGACAAGUACCGGAAGACGGUGCGCGAGCUGAUCACAGGGUAUCGCUAUCGGCGUCGCCAUGCCCGCAACAACACGAGUCUCUAUGUGCCCCACACGACCACCACGCUGACGCACAUCAACGGCGACCAUCACCAUCAUGGCGCGCCUUACGGUGGGGCAGGCGGCAGCAGUCGUCGCAGCUGCAGUCGGAGUCGCAACAAGGCGACGGCCACGGGUCGCCUGAUAGCGUGAGUCGUGCCGCAGUCUCGAUUCUCGAUUUCUCUGGCAAAAGCGUGAUUAUAGCGUCACUCACUCAAAAGAUGAUGGCAGAAGUGUUUCUCACGAGUACUGAACGAGUCACGAAUGAGUCACGAAUAAUGAAUGAAGGCUUGAAACAUACGCCUGCGUAGAAUAAUGAGUAAAAUACAUAUCUGAUCGAUCAAGGGUGCACUAUCAAAGUUUCACCGUGAUCCAAGCCUGAACAGUGCCUUCAUUUCGGGCAUUUCGCAGACGAAGGACUCUACAUAUAUACAUAUCUCUCUCUCUAUAUACAGAUUAUAUAACAUACAUUGUGCCAUAAUGUGAUGAUUAUAGUUUUAUGAUAGUUAACCUAAACGUAAUUGUUGUCCUAAGUACUAAACGAAUCAAAUACAAAAC